Molecule: messenger RNA, 2076 nt
Organism: Microbotryum saponariae
Lineage: Eukaryota; Fungi; Basidiomycota; Microbotryomycetes; Microbotryales; Microbotryaceae
Source: the annotation of a GenBank genome assembly
AUGCAGUCGAUCCUCCCCAGGGCCAAGGUCCUCGUACCGUCUUUGCGCGUGGUCAGUCGUCUCCUCAUUCACUGCUCAGCCUCGGCCGAACGCUCUGCUGCCCGCCUAUCGCUCGCCCGAUUGUCGCUCCAAUCCACACCGCUUGCCGGUCUGAACCGACGCGGGAUACACUCACUGACGCUGCGAGUCGAUCCGUAUCUGCAGAUCGGCCAAACCCGUUCCGCCACCAGUCUUGGUUUGGGCAUCCAGCGACCGACCCCCAGAGUAGGCUCUCCAUCUGUUGCUCGCUUCGGUGCCUUCUCCCAACUCACUUGGCCCCCUUCUCUCACUCUCGCUCGUCAGUUGCCGACCAAGUACGGCGGUGUCUACUCGGUUACCCUGAUCCCCGGUGAUGGUAUCGGAAAGGAAAUCACCCAAUCCGUCGAGGAGAUCUUCGAGGUCAGUCGUCGAUCCAAUCGAUCAGUCGUCGUUCCUUCGCGAAAGCGGUUCUGCAUCCCUUUCGAUUCGCCUGUGCUGAUGCGCCGUCGACGCACGAUCCAUCCCUGCAGCACCUCAACGUCCCCGUCGAGUUUGAGCGAUUCGACAUCUCGGGCGCCACCUCGCAGGAUGCCGCCCUCUUCAAGAGGUCCAUGGACUCGCUCAGGAGGAACAAGGUCGGACUCAAGGGUGAGCUGGGCGGCGAUGCGGAUCAGGAUCCCCACCACGGAUGCUCAUACAUGAACCACUGCAUUCAAAAGGUAUCCUCUACACCCCUGUCGAGCGCUCCGGCCACACCUCAUGGAACGUCGCCAUGCGUCAACAACUCGACAUUUACGCCUCCGUCGUCUUGUGCAAAUCCGUCCCCGGUUUCCCCACCCGCCACAGGGAUGUCGACUUUGCCAUCAUCCGUGAAAACACCGAGGGUGAAUACUCGGGUCUCGAGCACCAGGUGAGUGCAGCGUGGCACCUGGGUGCGUUCAGAUUGACUCCAGACCGAUUGACGUCCAGCCUCUCUUCUCUACAGUCGUCGCCCGGUGUUGUCGAGAGUCUCAAGAUCAUGACCCGAGCCAAGUCGGAGCGCAUCGCACGAUUCGCCUUUGACUUUGCCAUCAAGAACAACCGCAAGGUUGGUCCUUUCUGCUAUACACGCACGGCCCUCGUCGUAAACUGAGCACGCUCAAGCAAUUUUUGACCGCCCCUCUCUAGACCGUCACGUGCGUGCACAAAGCCAACAUCAUGAAGCUCGGCGAUGGCUUGUUCCUUAACACAUGUCGCCAGGUUGCCGAAGAGUACAAGGAUUCGGGCAUCAAGUUCAACGACAUGAUCGUCGACAACGCUUCGAUGCAGGCUUGCUCGCGACCCCAAGUAAGUCCAUGCGCGAUAACGUUGUCGGACGAUUGUUCAGUUUCUGAUAACCUGUUUCACACUUUGUCAGCAAUUCGAUGUCAUGGUCUUGCCUAACCUCUACGGUUCCAUCUUGGGCAACAUCGGUGCGGCUACCGUCGGUGGACCCGGUAUCGUCCCCGGUGCCAACAUUGGACGAGUGAGUUCGUUGAAACUGUGGGUGCUUCACAAGGUGCUGACUUGGUUCUCGGUCGCUCCCUCCAGGACUACGCUCUCUUCGAACCCGGAUGCAGGCACGUUGCCAAGGUAGGUCAAGACAAAAGUUUCCUUGUCUAGUGCGCGUGAGCGAAGUGCUGAUCAGAUGUUCUCGCGCGUGGCUUGCCUCCCAUCAGGACAUUGAGGGCCAAGACGUCGCCAACCCCUCCGCCAUGAUUCUUUCCGCCACCAUGAUGCUUCGUCACCUCGGGUCAGUACUCAUAAGCCCCGUGAGAGUAUACUAGAUGCCCCCCGAACCUGAUUCAUGCUUUUAUCUUUGGCCGGUCUACAGUCUCGACCACCAUGCCAACCAGAUCGCCGCUGCUGUGUACAAGGUCAUCGCUGACGGAACGGUCAAGACCCCCGACAUGGGAGGCAAGGGGUAAGAAGAUACUUCGCACGGAGUCUUGUAAACGUACAGCGUACUGAUAUUCGUCUCGACCACUCUCCAGCAAAACCACCGAAUUCACCGCCGCCGUCCUCAAGGCCGUCGCUUAA